This is a messenger RNA of Penicillium brevicompactum, 1026 nucleotides long. RefSeq lists its product as uncharacterized. NCBI's taxonomy places the organism in Eukaryota, Fungi, Ascomycota, Eurotiomycetes, Eurotiales, Aspergillaceae. The transcript has 4 exons. Gene Ontology annotation, molecular function: O-methyltransferase activity. Bases 1 to 1026 code for a protein of 341 amino acids. The record is from RefSeq and is a predicted model, not a curated record.
AUGACGAUCACCACGUCACUUCAGUCCUUGGUCAACCGCCUCGGGCAGAUUGCACUGAAAGACGCCGCAAACCCCUCUCCACAAGUCCACUAUGAGCUACUGCAAAUGAUUGAGCAGCUGAGAGCUGCUGUGGAAUCGCCCACCGAGACGGUAUUGCGUCUGAUCUACCAGCCUCCGCAGAAUUCCGCACUGCGCAUCGUGAUUGAUCUAGGUAUCUUCAGCUUGCUCGUGGAGAGCUGGCCGGGGGACACAGGUCUCUCCGCCACUCAGCUGGCUGAGUAUACGGGCGGCGAGCGGGAUCUCAUUGUCCGGCUGAUGCGUGUCAUGGUGUCUUUGGGGUUGUGCGGCAUGUCAGGCCCAGAAAUCUACAUUGCGAAUGAAAAAACCGUGGCAUUCACCCAACCCAUUGGAAGAGAUGGCCUGGCUUGCAUAUAUGAUCUGACACUGCCAGCCCUGAGCAAGCUUCCCGAGUAUAUGCGCUCCCACGGAUACUCAAGCCCGAAGGAUUACACACAAUCCCCGAUGCAGUGGGCUGUGGGCCAGAGCCAGUUUGAAUGGCUGUCCAGUCACCCAGAGCAGCAACAGAUGUUUAACUCCUAUAUGACAAGUCGACGCGAGGGCAAGCCAAUGUGGUUUGAUGUGUACCCCGUUGAACGAUUACUCGGCCAUGGUGUUCCUUUUGAGGACACAACGCUCUUAGUCGAUGUUGGAGGUAAUCGAGGACAUGACCUGGUCAAGUUCCGCCAAAAAUACGACCAUCUACCCGGAAGAUUGAUCUUGCAGGACUUGCCAGACGUGGUUAAGGGGGUCUCAGGAUGUGCCACACCGAUCGAAGUGAUGGCGUACAGCUUCCUGGACCCUCAACCUAUCCAGGGGGCCCGCGCAUACUAUUUCCGCGCAAUCUUCCAUGACUGGCCUGAUCAUAUUUGUCAAACCAUUUUGCGCAACACGAUCUCUGCUAUGGCGCGUGAUUACUCCAAGAUUUUGAUCGUGGAUUUCGUCCUGCCAGACACUGAAACCCCCUGA